UGACUCUGUGAUAUAUCAAAGAAAUGUAUAACGGUAUUUCCCCACAAGUUUGCAAGACGCUAGAGCAAUUAGCUAUCGAAAGCGGGGUCAAUUUCAAGAUAGUUUCCCAUGACUCCAACAAUAAAGGUGCAGGUUAUUCGGGAGAAGUUAUAUUCGUGAAAUUAAGGGAUACAAAAACUCAUAAAGAGACCAAUGUCAUUGUGAAACAAGCUCUAAAAGACCAGUCCCUUAGAGACUCGUUGUCAAUAAGGGAUAUUUACAUGAACGAGAUUCACUUUUAUUCGAAGGUUUGGCCUGUGCUGGACAAGUUUCAAGAACAAAUUCCGAUGCAAUACCGCUUCCAGAAGUUACCCAAAUAUUUAGCUUCGGUUUCGAACGAGAAUUUUGAGUACUUGGUAAUGGAAAACUUGAAGUUCCAACAUUUCCAGAACCUUGAAAAGGAAGUGUUUUUAGAUAAGGAACAUUACGAACUUAUUAUGAGGGAAUACGGGAAGUUCCAUGGUAUAUCCUUCGCCUAUAAAGCUUUGUACCCUGAAGAGUACGCUGAUUUAGCACAAGGGUUGGCAAGUAUGUUUUCGCAUAUGGUCCGGACAACAGAUUUCUUUGAAAAAUCGAUAAAGUAUGCAUUUGAAAUAUGUACUGAAUACUUUGAGCCGGGAGUAGAUGAUGCCGUGAUCGAAAAGUUACGACUCUAUCUUGAAAAUGGUAAAGAGUUGUUCUUGGAAAGCAUAGAAGGUAAAACGAAAUAUACUGCCAUCACCCAUGGGGAUUGUUGGAGCAAUAAUAUGAUGUUUAAGUACGAUGAUUCCAAAAAGGUGACGGAUGUAAGAUUUUUCGACUUGCAAUUUGCCAAAGACGGUUCUCCUUGUUGCGACCUCUCAUAUUGCAUCUACGCAGGAGCACCGAAGGAUGUCUUGAAGAAUCUGGACUAUUACCUUCAAGUUUACCACGAUAGCCUGUCCGAAACCCUCAAGCAAUUCGGAUGUAACUCCGAGGAUGUUUACCCUCUACAAACGCUGAAGAAGGAUUGGAAAAGGUUUUGCAAGAUAGGGAUUAUAUUCGGUACCAUGGUUAGGAAAAUGAAAUUCACAUACGAAUUGAGUGACUUUACAGAUGUUGGAAACGACGAACCGGAAAAAGUAUUCCAAACUGACUACGAUAAAGAUGCGUUCAGCAAAAGUGUUAAGGAUUUGUUCUAUCACUUAGUUGAAAAUGAUUUUUUUUAAAGUUUGUUAAAGAAAAUUAAUGAUUUGUUACAUGUCAAGUACAUCACUGUCUUUUCAUUGAAAUCACAAUUUCAUGUUUUGUAAUUAUAGGUCACAUUUUAUGAAGUUAAGUAAAUAAAAGAAAUAUUUAAAUUAAAAUAAGUCUAAAACGGCUGAUCAGUUCCAAUAGAAAAAUCAGUAAAAGAAGAAAGGACAUGGGAUUAUAAAGUCUCUAACAUAUAAUUGUAACCUGAGGGGUUAUGUCUUUAUUUAUCUAUAUAUCGUUAUGAC
Anoplophora glabripennis (Asian longhorned beetle) is the source of this 1496-nucleotide messenger RNA. RefSeq lists its product as uncharacterized. The transcript is spliced from 2 exons. The record is from RefSeq and is a predicted model, not a curated record. Lineage: Eukaryota; Metazoa; Arthropoda; Insecta; Coleoptera; Cerambycidae. Bases 24 to 1226 code for a protein of 400 amino acids.